Molecule: messenger RNA, 2236 nt
Organism: Paramacrobiotus metropolitanus
Lineage: Eukaryota; Metazoa; Tardigrada; Eutardigrada; Parachela; Macrobiotidae
Exons: 3
Coding region: 150-2027 (625 amino acids)
Source: RefSeq, a predicted model, not a curated record
AGCAUGGUACUGAUUAUAAAAUCAACCAUCAUUAUUGCUCGAGCGGCGUACUUAACGGCAAGCAACGCAAAUUUAACACGAGCUUACCUGUGCAACCCACCAUCACAUGGUGUAAUUUCAUUAAUCCCGCGCGCAAGAGAUUACCGAAAAUGUUUCGAAUCUUGUGGAUUAUUUUCGCCAUUUUGCCCUGCCUUGCAUCGAAGACAGACCAGUCUGAACAGCUAUUACCAAGCACCGAUUGCCACUACAUCGAUUUAAAGUUAGUUUGCGUCAACAGCCGCGCUCUGUUUCCCUCAACUUUCUCAGUGGAGCAGAUCCCCGAAGGAAUUACCCGACUGCAUCUGGGAUGCGCUGCCGUCAGAGGACACCAUUGCAACAUCUUGGAGACGAAUUUCCAACCACUGCCAUAUCGGGCCAACCUGACAUCGGUGUUUAUGCUCAGCGUCGACUCACCGGGGCACGACAGGAUCCCAGUUCCUCAGUUUCUGCACAAUGUUAAGGCCACCAUAGAAUAUCUCACUAUACAAUACUCGAAAAUUAGUUUCCUUGAUGCAGCUUUCUUGGACGGAUUUUCGGCUCUGCAAUAUAUCGAUUUUAGUUACAAUGAUAUUACAAAUAUUGACGUCGGGACAUUUCAUCCACUGACGUAUCAGCCAGUGGGAUUGGUGCUAAGCGACGAUCAGUUCAAAAUUCUGAACGGACUCCAGCAAAUUGAUCUCACCCAAAACCGGAUCGAGUCGUUUGACUGGAGCACACUUAAACCGAUAAAGAACACAUUGCUCGUCUUGCGAUUAAGCAACCAGACCCCAAAACUUCAGACUCUUUAUCAGAGCGGAAGUGUCUUUUCACACAAGCUAUACGAUCUCCGUUUGGAGGGCAACAAUUUGACCGGUGUUCCAGACCGGAUUUUACGCUCUAUCCAACCGUACGACGGCCCAACGCAUUACAACUUUGCCGGUAAUCCGUUUUGCCCUGAUCAUGCUGAUUGCUCAUGCUGCGAAAUGGAAGCUUUUGUUGCACGGAUGCACGACAUUGUGAAAGCAAGCCCGACUAGUGACACGAUAUUUUCUUGUGGAAGCAAAACUCAGCUGACAGUAUACGUUAACACAUCGCUUCCAUCGCUAUCCCUGUACGACAAAUGUGAACGAGCCAGUAUAGCAUCUGCGACAUGUCAAGACCCAUCUCCUCUCGUGAUUAGCUGCAAAAACGGGUAUAUCACUUUUUCCGAAACGGAUUUCCGCAAAACCGACGCGACAAUGGCAGUCUUUCACGGCGACAAAACGCAGCAGUGCCGCAUGAUUUUGCACGAUGCGUUCCAAAACCUCGUCGACAUCUCCACAUUCCACAUCCACGCGAAGCCCAACAGUCCCACUGGUCGCGACCGUAUCGAAGCACAGUGUAUGCAGGGAUCCAUCCGUCUGGAGGCUCACGAAGAGUACUUCGACGAGGACGAAGAAGAUUUCGAUCCAACUCACUUCACCGCCACAUCCCUGACCUUUGAAAUUGAUACCACCUACAACUGUCGGCAGCUAUUGACCAAGUUCUUGUUGGCACUUCACGAGUUAACUGAAACCGGAGAGAAAGUGAGCAGUAUCGCCGUACCUCUGGUACCGAUCGAACAAUGGUUGAGGUCGUCGCUUGUAUGUUCCAAAGAUCAGCCACUGCAGCUGAAGUGUCGCAAUGGAAAUUUAGAUUUCCCGCUCAAAACAUAUCGGCGGACAACAGCAACCAGCUUCAUAAUCCAAAGCGAUGGCGGCCCGGGGUGUGACGCACUUAUGUCUAACAUGUACGAUCAUAUUCUGCUGCAGCGCCAGGUCCUUGUUCUUCCGCCUGAACAUGAUCCCUAUCCCGAUGGAAUUGUAGUUGUGUGUCAGAAGGGCCUUCUUCUCAUUUCGGAACAGCAUCCCCACUUUUCGGCAAAGAAAGAUUUACACAUUUACUCAGCCCCUAAUCAGUUAUGCUGGGAGAAAUACAUCCAGUUCUUGGAUUAUCUAGGAAGUCAUGCGGCCAUAACCAAGGAAAUUUAAAAAGUGGAAUUUCUCUACCGCAUUCUACGUACAAGCACUUAUCUUGAGCACUGCUUCCAAGGUGUUGUCAAGACUGUCUGAUACUGAAGUAAAUGCUGCUCUAAAAAUGACAACUCAAACCGAUGGUAAAGUUUUUUCUAUUUGCCUACUCUCUACGACUGACGAAUAAAAAUGGUUCGGUGCCAUAACCGGUCCGGCAUUACGUCCCA